Messenger RNA from Acytostelium subglobosum LB1, 591 nucleotides. RefSeq lists its product as hypothetical. NCBI's taxonomy places the organism in Eukaryota, Evosea, Eumycetozoa, Acytosteliales, Acytosteliaceae. The transcript has 2 exons. The record is from RefSeq and is a predicted model, not a curated record. Bases 1 to 591 code for a protein of 196 amino acids.
AUGGUUGGCAUGAUUAUAUGCGUGGCCAUUGCCUUUGCAUUGCCUUGGUAUCAACAGUUCUAUAGACAUCCAUACAGUGCUGCUGCAAAUGUCACAGAGACAGUAGACUAUCGAUGGACAAAGACUGUAACAACACGUAACAUUCAAGCUUUUGAUGGAGAUAAUAUUGUAAUAACAGAUGUAACGUACUCAGAUGCUGGAAAUGAUAAUAUCAAACAGGUAUUCAAUAUAUCAUUGGCAUUCUUGAUCUUGGCAUUGAUUGGCGCAACUGGUGUGGCAGUGCUACAAGUGGUUGGAUUGAUCACUCAAAGACGUCGCUUCAGAUUCUUCGCGUUCAAUUUGACAAUGGCAUCGGCUGUCAUGCUGACCAUUGCCUUCCUCCAGUUUCUGGCCAUUCGUCGAUCAUUCCUUCAAGACAAACUAUGUACCAGUGACGUGGAAAUCGAUUCUCCAUGCACAAUGUUUGCGGGUACAUCUCACUAUGGACUGCCUCCUUCCACACAAGAAUGGCAUCCAACUUCCGGUUGGUUUGUUUGUAUUGGUGGCUUGAUCUGUGCCUGGUCAAGUGCUAUUGCCACUUAUAUCUCAUAA